AUGCUCAGUAACAAGACUUUUCAUACUCUUCACGGCACCGGCCGCUCAGCCACUGGCCGGCUUGGAGCUCGUCGCCAGCUCCAUCUCGACAGGAUGGGUGGCGCCGAUCUGCUCACCAAGCAUCUUCCAGAGGGAACUCGUAUCUCAGUCGCUGGCCCCGGCCAAGGCAUCUGGGGUGUGCCCAUCAAACUCGUCGCGUGCCGCAAGCGCAACGUCCCCGUGCUGGAGGGCACGACGCGCGAUGGCCGCUCACACGUUCUCGACCUCGACAUUCUUCAACGGGGGCUUCCAUCCGGCACAGACGCUUGGCUCGCACAGGUCGGUGUGAGCAAGGCCGACCGUCCAGAGGCUGCCAAGCAUAUACAGGGCCUGUGGACUGCGUGGCGCGACAAUGGCCUUCUCCGCGUGACGGGCAACCUGCACUCGUGGCUCAAGCCGGAGAUGACCGGCGUCCAUGUUGUGGCGGACGACUUUGCGCUCAAGACCCAUCCUGGGAUCGAGCAGCUGGGCGAUACCGACCUCGUCCACCCCCUCGAGCGUGUCGCGGCCGAGGGCUCGCUCUUCUACCACAAGAACCGCAACGGCGGCAACAUUGCGUGCUACGGCUACGGUGCCGGCAUUGCCAUGAGCACCAACGACGCACUGGUAGCUGCUGGUGGCAUGCCGGCCAACUUCCUCGACGGCGGCGGCGGCGCGACCGAGGCCAACGUGCGCGCGGCCAUGGGCGUCAUCCUCUCUGACCUGGACGCCAAGGUGCUCUUCAUCAACUCGUUUGGCGGUAUCACCAAGAUGGAUCUGCUCGCGCGCGGUAUGGUGGAGUGCAUCACCCGCUGGAAGCAGGAGGGCCACAAGGUGCCGCCUGUGAUUGCACGCUUGAGAGGAACGGGAGAGGACGAGGCGCGCCAGAUUCUCGAGGAGGCCGCCAUCCCCGAGAUCAAGUGCUUUGCCGACCUCAAGCCCGCCGCCGAGGAAGCGGUCCGCCUCGCUGGCGGCAAGGGCCCUGGGCCCACCAAGGCUGCCCCCGUGCACACGGUGUCGGCGAGCCCAGUGACCUUUUCGCUGCAAGGACAGUACGAGAAGACGCUGCGCAACCUCGUCGUGAAGGAGAACGACCCCGUCAUGGUCGUGGGCAUGGGCAAGGCCUCGCACAGCGCCGUCGCCCAGGACUGGGGCACCAACAUUAUCGGCGCCGUCGCUCCCAACAAGGGUGGCCAGACAUUCCUCAGCAAGCCAACGUACGGCAGCGUCAAGGAGGGCGUGGACAUGCUCAACCCGCGCAUUGCGUCCGUCUUCGUACCGCCCGCCGCGGCCGCCGACUCGAUCAUCGAGUGCAUCGAGGCUCAAGUCCCGCUCAUUGUGUCGUACGCUGAAGGUGUACCGACGCACGACCAGUUGAGGGGCACGUCGCGCCUCGUCGGCGCCAACUGCCCCGGCGUCAUCUUCCCGCACCAGCGGGUCAAGCUCGGCAUCCAGCCUCUGCGCGUGCACUCGCCCGGAUCAGUCGGUAUCGCCUGCCGCUCGGGCACGAUCUCGUACGAGCUCGCGGCGCAGACGACGGCCCUGGGUCUCGGCCAGAGCGCAGUGUACGGCCUCGGCGGCGACCCAUUCCCGGGCACGCGGACGUGGGAGGCGCUGCAGCUCAUGCUCGAGGACCCGGCGUGUAAGCUCGUCGUGCUCGUCGGCGAGGUCGGCGGCCAGAUGGAGGAGGAGGCAGCCGACGUGUACCGCUCGUACCUCGCGUCUGUGCGUCCCGGCCAGACGGCCAAGCCCGUCAUUGGGUUUGUCGCGGGCGCGUCCACCCAGCGUGGGCUCGUGUACGGCCACGCCGGUGCCGUGUGGUGGAACCCCGAGGAGACGGCCGAGGCCAAGCGCCAAGUGUGGAAGGACGCCGGGUUCGUCGUCGCCGACACGCUCGGUGACUUGGGUCCGCUCAUUAGCGAGGAGGCUGCCAAGCUGCGUCUUUGA
Messenger RNA from Apiotrichum porosum, 1965 nucleotides. RefSeq lists its product as uncharacterized. The record is from RefSeq and is a predicted model, not a curated record. The transcript has 10 exons. NCBI's taxonomy places the organism in Eukaryota, Fungi, Basidiomycota, Tremellomycetes, Trichosporonales, Trichosporonaceae. Gene Ontology annotation, molecular function: succinate-CoA ligase (ADP-forming) activity; succinate-CoA ligase (GDP-forming) activity. Gene Ontology annotation, biological process: tricarboxylic acid cycle. Bases 1 to 1965 code for a protein of 654 amino acids. Gene Ontology annotation, cellular component: succinate-CoA ligase complex (ADP-forming); mitochondrion.